GUUUGCCCGAAUCUUCCUUAUGCUCCGGUGUUUCCGAUUCCUGCAGGCCUUGCGAGCCAACCAGCCUUUUCUUCCGCGGCUGCCACCAACCAUUCUCACUCGCCACCAUAUCCGCGAUUUAUAGGUGUGACAGCGGCGAAUAGUACAGAUUUCCAUCGAUUCUGGAACUCUACGCGCACUGUGCCAGCUUGGCUGUUGCUGAUCGUCUUUCCUCUUGUCUCGAUUCGCUCGCCAGCCUUCCUAUCUCGGUUCAACGCUCUUGGCACCCUUUCCAUCCUCUACCUUAUCAACCUGGUUUUAACAAAGGCCAGUAGUUGGGGCAUCAACAUGAAUUUAACAGCUAAAGAUGAAUUUUUCGGGGUGCCCCUGGCUGGAAUCGACAUCGGGUUCACUUUGCCUCUGAUCUUCGCUCCUACAUUUCACUGUUGUAUUAAUACUAUACCGGAACCUGUUCUCGGUGAAUCUAAUCUCCUCCUUGGACAUUGA
Molecule: messenger RNA, 486 nt
Organism: Protopolystoma xenopodis
Lineage: Eukaryota; Metazoa; Platyhelminthes; Monogenea; Polystomatidea; Polystomatidae
Source: the annotation of a GenBank genome assembly